Molecule: messenger RNA, 3034 nt
Organism: Ricinus communis (castor bean)
Lineage: Eukaryota; Viridiplantae; Streptophyta; Magnoliopsida; Malpighiales; Euphorbiaceae
Product: myosin-11
Exons: 18
Coding region: 727-2739 (670 amino acids)
Source: RefSeq, a predicted model, not a curated record
UAUCUCUUGCAACAAUCAAUAAUUAUAAAGAAUUUUUUUUAAAAAAUUAUUAAUUAUUGAAUUAAUUAUCGUUCUUUAUAUGAGAUGCCAAAGAAGAAAGUUUACAUGGAAUUUUAGAUUUCAUAUUCAUAAAAUUCCAAUUUUAGAUUUAGGGCAUUUUAAGAAUGAUUUUGAACUUUUGGUUUGAAGUGUUAAACCAAAUCAAUUAUUAAUUUAAAAACUUGACCCAAUCAAAUCUUAAUAUGCAGCCCUACAAUUCAAUCAAUAAUUUAAAAUAUUAGAAAUUUAUAAAUUAGAUUGGGUGUGAAUUGAUUAUACCAUAAAUUCAAAGCUCGUCCACUAAGUCAACCGAAGAAAAAUUUUAAAAGAAAAAAGAAAGUCAACCGAAUAAAAAAUCUACGCCAAAAUAGAAAAACUAAAAAUAAAUUUUGGAAAAAAGGAAAAGGAAAAUUGGAGGCAAACAAGCGCAACGAAAGGCCUAAGAAGCGGAAUAAAAGCUUUGACUACUUCUUCUUCUUCUUCUCUAUCAUUCCUCCAAUUCAACAGAGAAUAAAGAAAAAAAAUGCACUUUCUUAAUUCGGUUCGCUUAUUCAAAUAUCUAUAACCGAUAAGAAACAAAAUCUUAAAUAAUUUUUUUCUUUCCAUAUAUAUCUGAUAGUCAAAUUCAUAAUUUUUCUUUUUUGAUCGGAGAAAAGAAAAAAAGAAAAGAAAUAAAAGAAACGAGCAAUGUCGUGGUUAAGAGCGGCGGUACACAGAGCAGUAGAAGCAGGAGGAAAGACAACAUCCUUAACUCGCACCGUCCGUAACUACGCCGACUCCGUUGUCCUCCAUGCUGGGAAUGCCGUCGCUGAAGGGGCCAAGAUCAUCCAGCACCGCUUAGGGGCAGGGAAUUCGAAAAGUUUUAGGCUGACAGUGAAAAGAUUAGAGGAAGUAUCAGUGUCAUGUAGAGGGAUAGAAAGAGUUCAGUUAUUGAGAAGAUGGUUAGUUGCACUUAAAGAGAUUGAGAGAUUGUCGUCUUCAGCUUUUUCUGACAACAAUUCUGAUGACCAAAUUCUCUCUGACGAAUCUAAGGAUUCUCCUAGAAAACCCACUAUGAUUUAUUAUGUGGACCCUGAACUUGGUACGAUGAAUUUUCAUAAUCUUUUUCUUUAUAGUCAAGCUCUUGAAGGCAUAACGUUGUCUAUGAUUCUUGAAGCACCAAAUAAGGAAGAAGUUUCAUUGCUCCUGGAGAUAUUUGGGCUAUGUCUUGCGGGAGGAAAGGAAGUCCACAAAGCAGUUAUGAGCAGCAUACAGGAUUUGGCGUCAGCAUUAUCUAGCUACCAAGAUGAAAUAUUGAUAAAGCGAGAAGAGUUACUCCAGUAUGCUCAAGGUGCGAUUACAGGUUUGAAAAUAAAUGCUGAUAUUGCAAGAAUAGAUGCUGAAGCCUCCAGUCUAGUGGAGAAACUUGAUAAUAUGAAGGCAUUCCAUCAAUCACCAGAUGAGGCUUUGGAACAAUCAUCUAAAGAAACUACUUCAGCAAUGACAAAGGCUUUUGAAGACAGACUUGGACAGAUUGAACUGUGCUCCACAUUGGAGGCACUUUUAUUAAAGAAAAAAUCUUUGACCAAUGGAGAUUCUCCAGAGUUGCAUGCUGAAAAGGUUGAUAAAUUGAAAGUUCUAUCAGAGUCUCUGCUCAACUCAACAUCAAAAGCUGAAAGACGUAUAUUAGACCACAGGUCUCAGAAAGAAGAAGCACUCAACUUUCGUGUGGCUAAAUCUGGUGAAGUUAGCCAGCUUGAAAAGGAAUUGGCUGUCGAGAUUGAAAAUCUUGAGAAGCAAAAGGAGGAACUUGAAGCUGCAUUGAAAAAAGUCAGUAACUCAUUGAAUGCUGCUCGGGUUCGACUAAGUAAUGCCAGGGAAGAACGAGAACAGUUUGAUGAAGCUAGCAAUCAGACUCUAGUGCACUUGAAAACCAAGGAAGAUGAGCUCGCAAGAUCAAUAUCUUCAUGUAGAGUAGAAGCAGAUAUUGUUAAUACAUGGAUAAAAUUUUUAGAAGAUACUUGGGCACUGCACACCAAAUUUUCUCAAGAAAAGGAAAAGCAGGUCAAUGCUGAGUUGGAGAGAUAUGGAGAUUAUUUGGUGAAUUUGGUUAUUCAUCUUCUUACAUCAUACAAGGAACUGCUGGAGCCUUCCAUCACCCGCAUUAGAGGAGUUGUUGGGGACUUGAAUUCGUUUCAAGGGUCACAAAUAGCACCUACUAUAAAGGAUGAAGAUUCAAAAGCAAUAAACCAAAGAAAAAACCUUGAAAAGGAAUACCUGAACUUGGAAGUCAAAUUUUUGACCAUCUUCAGCAUGCUGAAUGGCGUGAAAGAGCAGUAUCAGAUCGCAAGUAAAGGCAUUUCCAGGAAAGAUGAUGAAAGAGUCAAAGAGCUAUUUAAUGCCCUUGAGAAAUCAAAGGAGGAGUAUGAGUCCAUAGAGAGACCAGUUCUGAAAGUCGACUCUCCUAAACAAAGAUCAGAUUCACCAUCCAGUUCCCCUGACAGUCCAUUUCCUAUUUCCAAGCAGGCAUCUGAUAUUCCAGAAAGCAAACAUGACAAGAAAACCGAAUUAUCCAUAGAUAAUGGACAAAAAGUACCAGCAGUGGUGGAGCUGGAACAGUUAGAUUCUGAACUUGGGAAAGAUGACACAGACUACUUGUCAGAAGAGAUCGGUGAAUGGGUGUUUGAUGAACUUGAAAAGGAAUUAAAAGCGACCAGCUGACCAUUUAAUAAUGAAACGUGUCUGUUGCCUAUACGUACGUUUGUUGACGUCGUAAUCUUGUAACAAUGAGAUAUUCUGACAAGCCCUGGAAAGGCCUUUUGUUUUCUCCUUCCAAUUUUUUAAUAGGGUUCAAGUUCUAUAUGUUUCACUGAGUGAAUGUCUCAAUAGUUCCCCGCAAGUUAAAUGGGGAAUUCACUCGGAAAGAUGGAUCAAAAGUUUAUAGAUCCAUAAUUAUGUAAAAAUUCUCUAUACAAAUACAUCUUAUACCAAAGUAUGAUUUUCCUUCUUUUCCUUC